Messenger RNA from Truncatella angustata, 2451 nucleotides. RefSeq lists its product as uncharacterized. The transcript is spliced from 2 exons. NCBI's taxonomy places the organism in Eukaryota, Fungi, Ascomycota, Sordariomycetes, Amphisphaeriales, Sporocadaceae. Bases 272 to 1954 code for a protein of 560 amino acids. The record is from RefSeq and is a predicted model, not a curated record.
UAUGCGGGGAUACAUAUCGUCUGCCUGAUUGGCGGCGGCUUAUCGUCCCCUGACCUCACAACGUUGCACUUCUUGAAGACUCCUGCCGAUUAGGUCGCACUCGAUUGUACACAUGCACCUUCCUAUCGGUUGCCCAAACCAAAGGCAAUGAUGUCGCAGGCCGAACUGUCGAGAAACUGUCCAUCGAGCGGGGCACAAGUAUUCCACCGUGUAUUUCGAUGGCGUUUUGCGAGCUUUUUGGCAAUUCCCGGUUUUCAUUCAGGGCGUGAAGAUGCACGUUACUAGAGCACUCGUAUAUGCAUUGCUCUUCGUUGGAGUAAUCCCUCAGGAGACGGGUGAGCAUACCGACUGGCCCCGUUGGUGUGGCAAAGUUUACGAGGAUGGUUAUCCAAGCUUCGAGCCUGGUGGACACACAACAGAGCCCGCUGACACUGGUGCCACCAACCUCUACGUACAAUUCAAGCCACGGUAUUCCGUCUAUCUUGAUGGCGAGGCUAGCGGAGCCUUUGUCGUGAAUGCAGCGUUCUCAUCGUGGUACGGCUCACCAUGGUCGGAGUCCACGUUCAAUGGAAACGCAACUGAGUCAUUUGACACGUUAUACUUCACUAUCAAACUGGGAUCUGAUGUUGUUCUAGUCAACGAUUCGAUACCGGUCAAUACUACAGGCGCUGAGUUUGUAUUUGAUUUUUCAGCAGUCGAGCCACAAACAAUACCCUACGACGUAGUGCUUGAAGGCGCCUCUAAAUUCGGCGACAAAACCUACAGCACGAAUGCCACAUUCUUGUACUUGCCUGACAAUCCAGACGGAAGUGCGACCAAGAUCGACUACCUGAAAGGUGGCUUGCUUUUCAAAAGUCCUGAUACUGGUAACGAGUUUCAACCACUGCUACCAUAUGGAUAUUAUAGUCUAUACAAUGGGUCAAACAGUUCCGAAAUUAGUGACGACUUUGUGCGGAACUACACUAGCGACGGGCAAGGACUUAACGCCAUUAUUUCGCUAGCUGGCUUUGAUGAUUCCAACCCCGUAUAUACGAGCAUGGAUCAACAGAGUCUGCGCUUCAUGUAUGAUCUGAGAGGUUCAUACGAAAACCUUUCCAUCGUAGAGCAGCAUGUGAACACCAUCAAGAAUCACACUUCGCUAUUCGCAUACUGGACAGCAGAUGAGCCUGAUGGUUGGCAGAAACCUUUCAACGCUGACGUAGAUGCUCGACAGCUCAUCCAUAAGCUUGAUCCAUAUCAUCCAGUGGCCAUUACUCUGAACUGUCAGGAUUACUAUUUUGGCGAAUAUUCACUUGGUGCGGAUAUAAUUAUGGAGGAUGUGUAUCCCAUCAUAAUCAACUCGACCUUCUCCAAGUGGAAUACUACAUGCAAUGCCACCUUGGGCGACUGCGGCUGUGACAACUGCGAUGGCAACGUGCAGGAUGUUUCUUCACGGCUAGAUGAUCUAUCUAUUUACGAGUACUGGCUUGGACGAUGGCCGCUACCGAAAUUCCACAACCCUCAAGUCUUUCAUGGUGAAGGAUACUGGCCUAGAGAUCCCACUCCAGGAGAAGCGCGAGUCAUGAAUGCCUUGGCCUUCAACCGAGGUGCAACCGGCAUCUUUGGAUGGACAUGGCCGGGAAGCUUGGAGCUAUUCGAGGUGCAUACUGACAUGGCAGCUGUGGUUACUCAGCCACCUGUUCGAAAUUUCCUACUCAGUGGAAAGCCAGUAAGACUUGUUGAGAGUGCAACCCUUGACGCAGCUUACUGGCUAUUUGAUGAUCAGGUAAUGGUUAGUAUAGUGAACGGAGAUUAUGCCGAUCUUCCAGGCCCUCUUUCAAUUACCAUCGCAGAAGAUGUGACCAAAAUUAUGUCGGUCCCGUUUGGCAAUCUGGCGUGGCAAUUCACAGAUGGAAAGCUCAGCACGCAUGUGCUUCCUGCCAUGACAACAAGUUUCAUUAUCCUUAGCAAAUAGCAGUCGCUUAGAGUAUUUGAAUGACAAAUCAAGUGUUAUUACAGUUCGAUGCUGGACUUCUUCUAGAUCCUCGUCGAUAACACAAGCUGUUCUGGUUAAACUGGUUUAUCAUCUCCUGUCAUUGGCACCGGCACCAAGCUGCUGUUGUACACUACGCAAGUUAUAGGUUUCGACCAACCGAGCAACGGGCUAUACGAUCGACUAAGGCAAAUAUCCUAGUAUCUACGCAGUCUAUCCCACGCAUUGUAUCUAUCAUUUGAGAGUAUUUUGGUGGGAACCUAUAAUCAAACCUUAUCACUAUCACUCAAUCUCCAGGACGUCAAGAGCUGCAACUAGACAUAGCCGGACAAUGAAAUUCAAUAGUAGUGGGAGGCCGUCCACUAACAAGGCGUGAUAUUUGGUGUCAAGCUGCAAACUGCGAGAAAUUUAGUUGUACAAUCAUCAAACCUAGACAAAGAAGCAGACGAUUCUAAAUAUUUCAGGUACAAGAAUUCGAG